Cataglyphis hispanica is the source of this 1148-nucleotide messenger RNA. RefSeq names its product cell division cycle protein 123 homolog. The record is from RefSeq and is a predicted model, not a curated record. The transcript has 6 exons. Lineage: Eukaryota; Metazoa; Arthropoda; Insecta; Hymenoptera; Formicidae. The coding region runs from base 129 to 1106 and encodes 325 amino acids. Gene Ontology annotation, cellular component: cytoplasm.
UCAUCUCACUCUAUUUUCUUAACUUCAAAUUUCAGAGAGAGUAAGAGCAUUUAUCAUUUUGCGAAACAUCUUUAUAAAACGUUUUAAAUAAAGUACGAUAAAAUAUUUGUAUAUAAAUAUAAGAGAAGAUGGUGAGUGAUUUAAAACCGGAAUGUUCCUUUUCCUGCUGGUAUCCAACAUUUAAGAAAAAUUCCUUGGAGGCUACGAUUCUCGACAUUCCUGACGAUGUUAUAAAGUACUUGGAGCAUGACGCAUUUGUGUUGCCUAUCGAGGCGGUGAGAUCGUUAUCAGAGAAUUCCGAAUGGACUGACGGUUCACCAGUGACUGGCGAGGAAGAGGAAACGGACUAUCAACUAACAUUUCCCGAAUUCAGUAAAAAAAUACAAGAUGUAUUAGAUGAAUAUGAUGCAAUAUUCAUCAAAACUAAUUGGAGCUCACCUGCAGAUGCAACAUGGGUUGCGCCAACAAAGACUCUCAAAUGUAAGACCUUGGAGGAAGUCUAUUUAUUGUUGAAGAGUUCUGAUAGAAUCGCUAAAGAUUUGAGUACUGUAAAAUCUUUGAGAAAUUGCGAAAAUUCUUUGUCAUUCUGUUUAGUAUUGAAGCAAUGGCGAGACAUCAAUCCUUGCACAGAAUUCCGCUGUUUUGUUAUGGACAAUGAGCUCAUUGCUAUAAGUCAGAGAGAUAUAUCGCAGUACCACAGUUCCAAUGAGUCAGAAAAAUAUAGUAUACAGACAGACAUCAAGAGCUUGUUCUCAGAGCGCAUCAAAGGCAAAUUUCCCUUAUGUAAUUAUUCUUUCGAUGUCGUACGACGUAAAAAGGACAAAGUAAAAAUAAUAGAUUUCGGUCCGAUGAAUGCAUCGUCUACGCAAGGAACGCUCUUUACGUACGAGGAAUUACAAAAUCAUAUUAAUGAUACACCAGAGUUUCGUUUUAUCGGAGAGGAAAUAGGUAUUCAACCAAAGCCUCCUACGCAUUUUUGCAUUCCGCAAGAAAUCAGCGAAUUUUUCCAAUCGAGUGAUAAUGUCACAUUACUGGAUCUUAUUCAAAGGGAGGUAGAAAGUCAACGAAAAGAGCAUGAAAAUACUAACAGUUUGGAGAAUACUUGAUGUAUAUAUAAUGAUAAUAAAUAUGUUUCUUAUAUAUAUGAA